Messenger RNA from Monomorium pharaonis (pharaoh ant), 2059 nucleotides. RefSeq lists its product as uncharacterized. Lineage: Eukaryota; Metazoa; Arthropoda; Insecta; Hymenoptera; Formicidae. The transcript is spliced from 10 exons. Gene Ontology annotation, molecular function: chloride channel activity. Gene Ontology annotation, cellular component: membrane; endoplasmic reticulum. The record is from RefSeq and is a predicted model, not a curated record. Bases 201 to 1568 code for a protein of 455 amino acids.
UGUUAAUGAUUUGGUAAUACAGAUGGUAAAUAUAAGCGUCGGAGAGAGAGGGGAACAUUGUUGUUUUUCCUGCCGGCAUGUGUUCUUUAACAAUCAGGCUUCUAGAAUUUCUUGUUUAUUUCGGACUUCUCUCACGAUAGAGCGACAUUUCUGACAUUUCGUGCAUUUCGGGAUCGCGUGGAAACGUUUGACGCAUCGACAUGCAUGUCUCGCGAACGUCAAUAUACAUUGUGUCACACCUGUGUGUCCUUUUGAAUAUCGCUUAUUGCGAGGAAGCUGAUGAUAUAUUCGAUGAUGUCACGCCAUCCACUCCUGAACUCAGAAGUAUACAUACGUUCUUCUAUAUGUCUGCAGAUGAAGAUGACUUGGCCAAUUUAGAGACACGAAAGAACGAGCAAUCACUCACCAUGGCACAGUCGUGUAGUUGCAGAGAACUGGAUGAACGAAACACUCAAGAAGCAAUCUUUUACAAACGUUUGAUUACUAUAUUAUUAUCAAAUCUUGCGAUACAGAGAAAUGACGACAAAUUAGUAGGAACACUCAAUAUAGAAGCGUCUUCUUCGCAAUUUGAGUAUCUUCAGAAUUUUGUAAAUGGCCAGGGUUCUUUAAGGGAAGUUGACAGAAUUCUCAACAAUGCAUUAAGGCAGACUGAAUUCUCGGCAUGUGACUAUAUGGCUGAGGUGUCUUAUUAUUACAAUUUACUUGUGAACAAAGUGUUAGAGCAUUUGUGGUAUUAUCUAUCAUUUAUGAAAGAACACUUGGACAUAACUAUAAUUUCUUUUAUAGUCCUUGUUAGUUUUAUGAUUUUGAGAAGGCAAAAAUGGUCUCGGGGUUUAUUUAUCUUUCUCAUGAUUGAUGCUAUAUUUAUAAUUAGUUUUUUUAUUCAUUGGUGGCGACUUAUACAGGAAGCAGAAAUCAAAUUAAUGGCAGCACAGGCGCAAUUUGCAGAAAUGCCAAUUGCCUGCCAGCCGCAUAAAAUGAGUCUGUGGGAUAAAAUGGUUGCAUCGUUUUUUUCUACAAACGAUUGUGAAAAAUAUUAUGAAUCAAUCAUGACAAAUCCUAAACUGCAAGUGACACCGGCGUUUGCACUGACUCAUUUUCUCAGCACAGUCAUUUUUCAACCUUUAUCAUAUUUUGGACUCGUUAUAUCGGAAUUUAUAGAUAAUGCUACUGGUAAAUUGAACUUUUUGUACAAAGUCCCUAUUGUGAUCGCUCUUUUUUUAAGUGUUUGUGUAUGUAUAAUAUUGAUUCCGUUUUCCUGGAUUGGCGGAUCUAUUAAUUUCGGUAUUGGACCAUUUUUCAAAUUUGGAUUAAAAGGUAGAAAAAACUCCGAAAAGGAAGAGCGAAUUGUACGAAUUUACGAGGAAACUGCACCUAACAAGAGAUUGCAGGAUUCAAAAAAAAUGAAGCAAAUUACAUUAGGGCAAGAUAAUGAUUUUGCUGGAGGCGACACGGGUACUGACAUGCAUCAUUUAAGAAAAAAACAUAAAAAGUGCAAAUGUGAAAAUAAAAAUGGAGAUGGAGAUAUGGAAAAAGAAGAGAACGAUAGAGAUAGAGAUUACCAAUAAUAUUUCUUUCAACACAUACAAAGCGUUCUUACUCAGCUUUGUUUUACAUUAGUAAUUAUUAUUAUUUUUUUAAUUUACCAGUUAUUAAUUUUUAUAUUAAUAAUAAGCAUAUCGAAAUUAUAAUCUUAUUAUUUAUUUUAUGAUGCUAAGAAAAUUUUGAUGGCCAUAAGUCGAUUUUGAAAUAAUUCUAUAUAGUAUCGUUUUAAUAUUUCGAAAAUAUUCAAGAAAUUUAUAUCAUAAAAUGUAUAGUUUUUCAUAUUUUCGUUAAUCUAUUAUAGGUUAAUCUCAUUCAUAAAAAUAGUAUUGUAUCUAACAAGUGUGGAUGUACUGCGAAUUAUUGGUGCAGGAACACUGUAUUUGUAUAAAUUAUUACUACUUGCUGUGAUAAAUCUUGUAAUUGAUUGUAAGAUAAUGUUUAUUGCGCCAUAUAUGCAGCUUAUUAUGUACAGUUUAUUCCGAGUACCUUAUUAAACGAUACAUUGACUACUUAA